Molecule: messenger RNA, 3039 nt
Organism: Centropristis striata (black sea bass)
Lineage: Eukaryota; Metazoa; Chordata; Actinopteri; Perciformes; Serranidae
Gene: incenp
Product: inner centromere protein
Exons: 21
Coding region: 168-2702 (844 amino acids)
Biological process (GO): metaphase chromosome alignment; positive regulation of protein serine/threonine kinase activity; meiotic spindle midzone assembly
Cellular component (GO): nucleus; meiotic spindle midzone; chromosome passenger complex
Molecular function (GO): protein serine/threonine kinase activator activity
Source: RefSeq, a predicted model, not a curated record
GCAGUUACCGUCAGGGACAUUUAGAGUUUACACAUAAACUGUAAUUGAAAGUGGAGAUAUUUUAGCAUAUUUUAUGUCAGCAUGCGACUGAUUUAGCCUUUAAGUCAAACGGAGAGACAAGCAUCGGAUUUUCCUUUUCAGAGACUCGAAUAACAAAGGCCAUCAACAUGAAUUCUGUACUAUCAUCUACAAGAUCCCUCAUGCAAAUGUUUGAGGGCAAAGUACAAGAAUUCACUAGUGACAUUGAAAAUGUCCAUAUGGUUUGGCUUGAGGAGAUCCAGCAAGAGGCCAACCGCAUGUUCUCAAGAGAUUUUAAUGCUGAACCAGAAUUGAUGCCAAAAACGCCAUCACAGAAAAAGAACAGUCGCAGGAAGCGUGUAUCCUUGGGGCGCCAAGAAGAAAAUCAAGCCAGGCGAAGAUUUUCAAAGGGAAAGCGCAGUAACCUUCGUGGCUCCUCUGUCAAAUCACUGAACUUCAUUGCUGAAGAAGGGACCCUUCCUGAGGCCUCCACCUCAGAACCCGACAGCACCACCCAGCCAAAACGCACUACCCGUAAAAACAAACAAAGAAAGUCUGAUGUGGUAGAUGAUGUGAGCCAAUCAAAUGGCAGCUGUGAAACUGAGGAGGUGCAGAACAAGAAGCCGGAGCUGGUAAAGGAUGAAGAGGUGGAUGAACAUACCGAGGUGAACAGUGCAGAGGAAGAGCAGGACUCCAACUCUAACCAGUCACCAGCUAAGAUACCCUCACCUGAGGUUGUUGUCAGCAUCUCCCAAUCAGACCGCUUGUCUGCUGAGUUGGCUAAAAAGCUGCAGGCCUCUCCUGGCCGUACAGCUGCUAAGAUUGCAAUAGCUGGCACGGCUCAAGGCGCACGGCGGAGCUCUGUGCGAUGCUCCCUAAAGCUACGUCACUCGCUGGCUGGUCUGCGGCAUAGUAUGACACAGGAGUCUAUCCGCCGUGCCUCACGCCGCUCCAUGCUGAAGAGGAAGGUUUCUCACAUGAGUAACUCCACAUGUAGCAGCAAUGCUGAUGUAGAGGACUCUGGACAGGACUCAGCAGAAGAAGAUGAAAGAGAGGCCAUGUUAGAAACCGAAAGUGCAGACGCAGAGGAUAAUGCUGCAUCUGAAGAAUUGGAGAAAACUCCAGAGAUCAAAAAGAGUGUACCGCUGGCUGCUGGACGCAUUACUCGAUCUGUGGCUGCAAACUCGGCCGCCAUGGCAUCCCCGUCAUUGUCGGUCCCAGAACAAACCAUGAGCACUCCAAACAAGAGAACAGUUGCAGGGAAGAAACAGACGUCCCAAUCAGGUCAGAGGUCACGUCAGAGUACCAAACGAAAAGCACCGGAUACUGUGGAUGAAAGCCCCACAAAGAGGCACUCUCCUCCCAAAAAAAGUCAAAGUGCAAUGAGACCCAACAUGAGAUCUUUCCUCCACACUGUGCAGAAGAAUCAGAUGCUAAUGAUGACUCCAAAUUCUCUCGGCCGGACUGCUGUUAUCAAGUCCUUUAUCAAACACAACACUCCUCUGAAAAUUGAUCCAAAGUUGAGUUCUGGUAUAGUGACAAAAGAGCGUUACAAACUGGAGGCACUUAAGAAGAAGCAGGAGCAAGAGGAGGAAAGAAUGAAGAAAAUGGAGGAAGAGAAGAAAAAGAAACAGGAUGAACUUAAAAGGAAGAGGGAUGAGAGGCUGAGAAGAGUGUUUGAGGCCAAAGUAAAAGAAGAGCAGAGGGAGGAGGAAAAGAAAAAGAAGAUUGAGCAAAAAAUGGCUCAGAUUGAUGAGAAAAACGAUAAGCGUAUGGACGAGAAGGCCAAGAAGAAGGUGGCGCUUAAACGUCAAGAGGAGCUGGAGCUGAAGAAGAAGUUGGAAGAAGAGGCUAAAAAGAAGAAGCAAGCGGAGGAAGAGAAGAGGCAGCAGGAGUUACUGGCCAAGAAGAAGGCUGAGGAGGAGGAACAGCGAGCUCGUAAGCUGGCUGAAGCUCGCCGAGCACUGGAGCUGAAGAGGGAGCAGGAGCUCGAGAGAGAGCGACUAGCUGCUGCUGAAAGGGAGCGGGUGGAAAAAGAAAAAGCCAUCGCCCUGCAGCGAGAACUGGAGAGAGCAGCGAGAGAGAAGGAGAGGAGAGAACUGGAGGAGAAAAGAAGGGCACUUGAGGAAAAAAGACGACAGCAGGAGGCACAGCUGAGAAAAGCUGCAGAAGAGAAGGCUGCUAAAGAGAGAGAAGCUGCAGAAGAGAGGGCUGCUAAAGAGAGAGAAGCUGCUGCUAAAAAGGCUGCUGAAGCAAAGGCCGCUGCUGCUCUGAAUGUAACUGUGGACAUUGAGCGCUCUGUAAUGAGCACGCCUGUAGGAAAAGGUGGUGGCCUCAAUGUGACUGUGGAUAUUGAGCAAUCCCCACAAUCAUACUCCAUCACUCCAAAGGGCGGCAACAGACCUAUUAUGCCCAAAAGUGCAGAGGAUUACGGGAUGGACCAAAACAGUGACGACUCUACUGAUGACGAAUCAGCCCCAAGGAAACCUAUCCCAUCCUGGGCGGAAGGUCACAAUCUGCAGCAGAUAAUAAUGAAGCAGUAUUUCAGCCCUCCUGAUUUAGACUCUUUCUUCGGAACAAUUGAACCACCAAAACUGGAAAACAUCUUUUACAAGAGCAAGCCUCGCUAUUUUAAACGCACCAGCUCUGCUGUGUGGCACUCUCCUCCGAUUGGAAGCAAGUAAAGUCUGUACACUGAUACAGAUACACAAUGCUGUAUAAAGUAUCAUUUUUGUUUUAAAGUCUUGUCCAAUAAAGUAACCUGUUUAAAUGUUUUUUUUCUGUUUAAGGUUUUGUCAUCGACAUUUUAGAAAUAUUCUUACUAGUAUGUAAAUUAUCAUGGCUUUAAGUGAUGCUUCACACUUGGACUUGAAACUGGUUGUAUAUUAUAAACCACUGGGAUGUGAACGUUUUUGCCGUUUCAGUAAAAACUUUCAUUGGUAACGUGUACCAACUGUAAAUGCUUGAAGUACAAUUCUUAUGUUUGGGAUUUAUUCAGGUGCAUUAAAAUGUUUGAAAAUA